Messenger RNA from Aedes aegypti (yellow fever mosquito), 1402 nucleotides. Its product is annotated as sentrin-specific protease 8-like. Gene Ontology annotation, molecular function: cysteine-type peptidase activity; deNEDDylase activity. The coding region runs from base 471 to 1118 and encodes 215 amino acids. The record is from RefSeq and is a predicted model, not a curated record. Gene Ontology annotation, biological process: proteolysis. NCBI's taxonomy places the organism in Eukaryota, Metazoa, Arthropoda, Insecta, Diptera, Culicidae. The transcript has a single exon.
UUCCGCUCUCUCGUCUUGUGCAGUUCAGUGGUUGUGAGUGGUGUGCAUAACAUUCGCGAUAUUCUCUUGCAUCUCGCAACGCAGGAAGCAUCCAGCAGUGCAGUGUUCGCUAUCAGUGUGUUGUGGCUUCGGGUAAACGUUUGUGCAGUGUCGGGAAAAGGUUCAAUCAUUGUGUGCGUGUUUCGUUCUUUUACGACUCGACGAGGGAAUCAAAUAAAGCCAAGUACUGGUGAGUACCCUUCAAAAAUGCAUUUUGCCGCGAUUCACGUUUUCUCUCUCAGCAAAAAUCAAAACAAUCACUCAAAAAGUGCAGUGCAUCUCUGUUGCGUGCGGUUGCCGCGCAACAAUCCGUAUCUGUCAAAAUUUGUUUUCGUUUCCUCGGUGAGUUUCGAUUUGUUGUGCUUCCGCGCUGCCAAAAAACAGCUGUUCCGAGUGAAAUCCGUAAUUCCCGAAUCGACCGACUAUCCAGGAUGUCAUCCCGCGGGGAUCAGGUUGCCUUGAGCUACCACGAGUCGUGUCUGCGGUUGUCCGACGUGGAACUACUUAAAGGCCCGUUCUGGCUGAACGACCAGAUAAUUUCCUUCUACUUUGAAUACCUGGAGAAGAUGAUCUUCCGGGAUGAGGAGGACUUGCUGUUCGUGAGCCCGGAAGUGACCCAAUGCAUCCGGAUGGUUUCGGAGGAAGAUGUUGGGAUAUUUCUGGAACCGCUGCGCGCCUCGGAGCGGUCGUUUAUAUUUUUCGCGCUGAACGACAACCAGAUAGCGGAUCAGGCCGGAGGAUCGCAUUGGAGCUUGCUGGUGUUCUCCCGGCCGGAAAUGGUGUUCUAUCACUUCGACUCGUCACACAACAGCAACUCGGACAUUUGUCGGCAGUUUGUGACGGCGCUGAAGCGGACGUUGAGGUGUCCCAAGGCGCAACUUCGGACCGGAGAUUGCCUGCAGCAGAGUAACGGAUACGACUGCGGGGUUCAUGUCCUGUGCACCGUGGACAAGGUAACGCAACAAAUCCGGAAGGCGGGGAAGAUCGAGGGCGUCAAGAGUGCGAGAUAUGACGUUAUUCGAGGCAAGCGAGAGGAAGUUCUGAACAUCAUCAUAGACCUGGGCGGGAGGAUCAACUAGGGAGAAUGGCGCGAAAGUUGAGCUUGUAUGGAUUCCACUCCACCGGAAGUGCUUUUUUAGCGAUCAGUGUUUAGAUGCCACCUCCUGAGAUGUCUGAUGUUUCUUCGUAUUGUAGCGUAAAAUUGUUCGUUGAAAUAGAAUAUGUAUAUUUUAUAGACAUUUUUCAAUUGUGCACAGAAAAUUUACGUCUUAUAUUUUGUGAUUCUAGAUUAUAGUAAUUUAUCAAUCCUCGAAAUAGUGAUCGAAAAAUGUAGCCUGCAUUUGAUACAGAAGCACAAACUUCA